AUGGCUUCAAGUUCAUCAUCUUUCCCAAGUUCUUCUAUUUCUUCUACCAGCAAAUGGACGUAUGAUGUUUUCCUGAGUUUCAGUGGUGAGGACACUCGCAAUACUGCUACGGACUUUAUAUAUUAUGCAUUAGUAGAGAAGGGCAUUAACACUUUUAAGGACAAUCAAAAACUUGAGAAAGGAAAAACUAUUAAACCAAAACUCCUCAGAGCUAUCAAAGAAUCCAAAUUUGCCAUAGUCAUUCUCUCAGAAAAUUAUGCAUUUUCCACUUGGUGCUUAGAUGAACUUGUAGAGAUCAUUGACUGCGAGACAAAAAAGGAAAUAACAGUUUUCCCUAUUUUUUACAAUGUGGAUCCAUCUGAUGUGCGAAAACAAAUAGGAACUUUUUCACUUGUUAAACAUGAAAAACAUUUCAAGGAGAAGGUGGAAACAUGGAAAGCUGCUUUGAGUCAUGUGGCCGAUCUUGCCGGAUAUCAUGUAAAGAAUAGUCCUCUCUCUACAGCUAUCAAAAGCAUUGCGGGACUAAUAUCACGAAAAUUGUGUCGUGAAUUCUCAGAAGUUACUGAGGGCUUGAUUGGAAUAGAGUCUUCAUUGUUGGAAUUGGAGUCAUAUUUAGCUUUUUGGUUAAAGAAUGAAGUUCGCUUUAUAGGGAUUUGGGCGAUGGGGGGAAUGGGGAAGACAACCCUCGCCGAAGUUGCCUAUAAGAUGUAUUCUAAAGAAUUUGAAUUAGCUAGGAAGCGUGAUUGGUUUGGUCGGGGUAGUAGAAUUAUCAUAACAACAAGAGAUAAGCACUUGUUAGAGACACAUUUAAUAGAUCAAAUGUAUGAAGUUAAAGCAUUGAAAAAUGAAGAUGCUCUUCAUCUUUUUUGUUCAAAAGCUUUUAAAAACAAACUUGUCCCAGAUGAAUAUUUAAAACUGUCCAAAGGUUUUUUGAAUUAUGUUGCCGGUCAUCCUUUAGCUCUUAUAGUUUUGGGUUCAUUUUUGUAUAAAAGAAGUGCUGUUGAAUGGGAAAAUGAGUUUGAGAAGCUCAAAGAACAACCCAAGCUAGAUGUUAUCCGAGUACUAAAAAUAAGUUAUGAUGGACUUGAAAGGCAAGAUCAAGAAAUAUUCAAAGAUACUGCAUGCUUCCUUAAUCACGAGAAGGAAGAUUAUGUAGUACAAAUACUAAAAAAUCAUCUUGGCCGCUAUCUUGGAUUAUCCAAUCUCAUUGACAAAUCUCUCUUGAAAAUUUCUAAAAAUAAUGAAUUGUGGAUGCAUGAUUUAGUAGAAAAUAUGGGUAGGGACAUAGUUCGUCAAGAGUCCCUUGAGCCUGGGGAGCGCAGUAGACUGUGGCUUUAUAAGGAUAUUGAUCAUGUGUUGAAAAACAAUACGGGAACAAAAAACGUUAAAGCCAUGGAUAUAAAGGGAGCCAAGGAUACAAGUAUUUAUCAUGAAGAAAAAGACGCAUGUUGGAGGCCACAAGGGUUAGCUCCAUUGGUGACACUUCAGGGGUGGGUCCUAAACGCUCUAUCUUGGCAAGGGUUAGCUCUAUUGGUUACUCUUUGGGGAUGGGUACAAAGGACCUUAUCUUGGGAAGGUUUCACAUCAUCAAAAAAACCAGAAGGGCUACUUAGGGACCCUAACACCUUUUUGAAGAUGUAUAAUCUUAAAUUUCUGAGAAUUCAUAGUGUUUCGUUGCAACUUGACACUUCACAUUUACCUAAUGGUUUAAGCUAUUUGGAAUGCAAUGAUUAUCCUUUAAAAUCAUUGCAUUCUUUGCCAGCUGGGCUUGGAGAACUUCGUUUGCUGCGUAGCAAACUUAAACUACUUUGGGUAGGAAUGAAGAUUUUUGAAAAUUUAAAGUCCAUCAAUAUGGAUGGCUCCUUGGAGCUAAUUAUCAGCCCUGACUUCAAUGGAGUACCAAAUCUUGAGGAGUUAAUUCUUGCCCGAUGUUCAAAUUUACGCAGGCUUCAUCCAUCCAUUGGCAAACUGAAAAAGCUUAAACUUCUUGAUCUAAAAGGGUACCUAGAACUAACUAGUCUUCCAGAGAAGUUUGAAAUGGAAUCUCUUGUGACUCUUAAUCUUACUCAUUGUUUAAAAGUCAAGAAAAUUUCUGACACCAUUUGUAGCUUGACAUCGCUUAACAAUCUUUAUCUUUCUGGAUGCUCAAAAUUUGACAAAUUGCCAGAGGACUUGGGGAAUAUCGUAAGUCUAAAGAAGCUUCAUUUGAGUGGAACAACUAUAAAAGAGCUGCCUUCAUCAAUUGAAUGCUUGAUUGGCCUUACUUCAUUGCAUCUAAGAGAUUGCAAAAAAAUUGACAAAUUGCCAAAGGACUUGGGGAAUGUUGUAAGUCUAGAGAUGCUUGAUUUGAGUGGAACAGCUAUAACGGAGCUACCUUUGUCAAUCGAAUUUUUGAUUGGCCUUGGUAGAUUGCAUCUAGAUGGAUGCCCAAAAUUUGUCAACUUGCCAAAGAACUUAGGGAAUCUCAAACAUCUGAAUUGGCUUUGUUUGCAAGGAACAGCAAUAGCAGUUUUGACAUCAUCUAUUGAAUGUAUGGCUGCCCUUAAGUAA
This is a messenger RNA of Quercus lobata, 2550 nucleotides long. RefSeq names its product disease resistance protein TAO1-like. The coding region runs from base 1 to 2550 and encodes 849 amino acids. Gene Ontology annotation, biological process: signal transduction; defense response. Lineage: Eukaryota; Viridiplantae; Streptophyta; Magnoliopsida; Fagales; Fagaceae. The transcript has 5 exons. The record is from RefSeq and is a predicted model, not a curated record. Gene Ontology annotation, molecular function: ADP binding.